This is a messenger RNA of Monomorium pharaonis (pharaoh ant), 704 nucleotides long. Its product is annotated as gem-associated protein 7-like. NCBI's taxonomy places the organism in Eukaryota, Metazoa, Arthropoda, Insecta, Hymenoptera, Formicidae. Bases 94 to 453 code for a protein of 119 amino acids. Gene Ontology annotation, cellular component: SMN-Sm protein complex. Gene Ontology annotation, biological process: spliceosomal snRNP assembly. The record is from RefSeq and is a predicted model, not a curated record. The transcript has 2 exons.
GCCAUAUCUUAGUUUUUUUCUCAGUCUCAUAGCGUCAGUCCGAAGCAUUCUUGAGACCAUUUGAAACGGAAUGAAACAUUUUUCGGACAGAAGAUGACUGAACAAGACGAAAUUAAUUUAAGUACAAAUAAACCCGAUUUGGCAUUCGCAACUCCGGAGAAACAGAAGGCCCGUGCGUUUUUGCGUGAACGUUUUCUGCGUGUCAUUACCGGCAUUAUCGGUAAACCAGCAGAAUUUUAUUUACAUGAAAAUACACGCGUGUCAGGUGAAUUUAAAGGUUGCGACUUAGAAUGUUCCAAAGUUUUCGUGAGAAACCUAGAGACACCACUGGGACCGAUACCAGAAGCCAUCCUCCGAAGCGAAGACAUUGUUUGUUUCGAUAUAGAUAAUAUUGAUAUUAAAAUUGAUGAAGAAUUUAUAAAUGAAGGACAGGAAUGUAUGGAAAGCAAGUAAGGUUUAUAGCGUCAAACAUAUUGUAAAAAAAAUUUAUUUUUUAAUGUGUUUUUUAAGAAUAAUAUGUAAACAUAAUUAUCUAUAUUUGGUAACCUACGAUCGACGCAUAUUUAACAUUGUAUUUAUUUCGGAAAUAAUGCGUCUUAAAUGGUCGAUUAUUUCCUUAAUGUGCCUAUUUUUUAAUAUUACUUGCUGAAAAAGAAACAAAGUCCAGAUUUUAUCGAGAUUUAAUACAAGAAUUAUGUGUUAAA